GGGGGGGGUAAUGGGCCCAAUGGGAUGGGUGCCGCGACCGGACUGGCGAGACUGGGGUUAGGUCGGCGGCGCGGCGGCCGGCGUCGGCGGCGAGACUGGGGUUCGGCCGGCGGCCGGCGGAGGCGGCGAGACUGGGACUCGUCCUCCCUCGGAGGACAUCCCCCGCCCCUCUGUUUCUCUCUGCUCCGAGGGAGGGCCACCCCACCCGACCGGGGGGGCGCCAGGAGGGAGUGCCGCGCCCGCGCCCGGCGGCUGGCCUCAGCUACUUACGGCCGAUAGGCUAAGGUAAACAGAAUAGCUCUAUUGGAGAGAUUACACCUGCAGGGUGAGGAGAUUGAUGAUCUCAUAUGGGAGGAUGAGGUUGACGAAUCUGAGGAGAGGCCUAAGUGGCUUGCACUAGCCAGGUUGCUGACGGACAAAAGUUUCAGUCAAAGUGAAUUGAUCGGGGACAUGCGUGCGGCAUGGAAUCCGGCUCAGGAUGUAGUCUGGAGAAGGAUAAACCCUAACCUUUUCUUGAUUCAGUUCCAUUGUCUUGCGGACUGGAAUAAGGCCCUGCAUCAGGGUCCGUGGGAUUUUAAAGGUUCAGCUCUUCUGAUGACUGAAUAUGAUGGGUUCUCAAACCCAGAGAAAGUCAAGAUUGAUAGGUUGGAAACGUGCUGUCAAAUCCACAAGUUGCCGGAUGGAGUUUUGAAAAAUAAGAACUUUCUGGAAAACAUGGCAAAGCGUAUAGGGGAGGUUCAGGAGGUUCAGAUUACACUCCCUAACAGAUUCAAAUCACCCUCAUGGAUUCGUAGGUGAAUUCAUCCGAGUCCACAUAAAACUAGAUAUGCACAAGAAACUCACUAGAUUUGUAAGUUUUAUGAGGAAGGGUGAGACUGAGUUCUAUCAAGUAAAGUUCGAGAAACUGCCGACGUUUUGCCAUGCUUGUGGGAAAAUGGGACAUUGGCAUGAAGAAUGUGGCUCGGGAGAGCAUGAUGAGAAAAAGGUUGAAUGGGGUCCCUUUAUCAUGGCUCCUAGAAGAGGCGGGGGAGGUGGUAGAGGGACAGGACCAAGCCGAGACGGUGGUGCUGGGCGUGGUGACAUGAAUGGCACAGGUCUGAGAGGAGGUGCGGGAAGGGGCAUGAAUGGAAGGGCCGGUGCAGCUGCAUGGAGGUUGAAUUAUGAUCCAACGAAAAAUCCUGAUGAUCCCAAUGCAUGGAGUAUGAUUAUACAGGAAAGGAUGGGGCAGCAACUAGUGAAAAUAACUUAGCUUUGGUGGUCAGAUCGGAGGAGAGUCAGACUUUGUUGGGGAAGAGACAAGCAGUGGACAGUACAAAUUUGGGAUCAUCAAGGAACCCAGGCGAGGGAAUGGUUGCAAAUAUUGUGGAUCGGUUUGAGCUGUCUAAUACUGAGACAGCGGCUGUAGCUACUGUUGUUACUCCUCAGGAAAACAAGAAUAGAAAGAAGCCUCGAACAGAAGAGGAUGGUACUAAUGAAUCUGUUUCCAAGAUGGAUGAUGAAAAUGAUGCAAACCAAAUGAUAUCGGCGGCCUCUUGAGUUAGAGGCUGUUCGGACACAAUGAAAAUCUCAAGCUAUAAUUGUCGUGGCCUCAUUGGGGCUGUGGCAGUCCAGGCUCUGCUGAAAGUUCUUUUACAGAGCAGCCCGGAUGUGGUGUUUCUGCUGGAAACUCAUUUGGAUGAGUGGCCUGCAGAGUGUCUAUGUCGUAAAGUGAAGAUGGACUGUAAGGAAGUGGUUAGUAGUGAUGGAUGUUUCUCUUCGGUAUAAGACUGAAAAUUUUAUUGACGUCAGUAUUGGAAAUGAACAUGAAGCAGUUUGGAGGUUUACUGGUAUGUAUGGAGAACCAAGAUGGCAAAACAAGCACUUGACUUGGCAGCGGCUAAGAGAUUUACAUGCUAUUGCCAAUAUGCCGUGGUUAGUUAUGGGACAUCUGUAUGGAAUACUCUACCCAUUUGAGAAAGAUAGUGGGAACCCGAGACCACCAGACUAUAUGCAAGCCUUUAGAGCCGCUCUAGAGGAAUGUAAGAGGCAAAAACAAUGGAACUUUAGCUUUAGUUAUACCUUCUUAUCAACCUCCCUGUAGUGCACCGAAAAGGUGAAUCUAUUGUUUUCAACCGAUGCACCCUUUAUCUUUCUGAUAACCUCCUCCAUACGCUCUCUCGCCUGUCAUGCAAGUAAUGCAUUAGCAUUUCCAGAAUGUAAUGAAAUUGAAUAACAGAUAUGCGCACUAUUAUAUUCCGUUGUAUUUUAUACCUGAUUUAUAACAGGUUGAUACUCGCUGGCAGGUUCGUAGGCUUCUGUUUCGUCACUCUGCAGGUCAAAUAGUACGUAAAUUACGAGCGCGUCAAAGAGAAAGGAUAAACUACAUAUAGGAAUUGCUAAAUUUAACAAUGACUUACGAGUUUGAUAUCUGAUCCGUGGCUCCCUGCGUAAUGCAGAUUUUCAAGCAUGAUGAAAUUUUUUACCUGCAGAUGAAUAGCAAAACAAGUGAGUCGCUAAUUACAAAUGUAUAGAACAUCGAAAUUAAAAGGCUACUGGAUACCCAUUAGCCGGUAAUACCUUAUCGUGGGCCCUUCCACUGACAACUGAAGUGGCGCACAAGGAGGCAAUUUCUUGAACAGCAUCACGCAUCUGAUUAUAUGGAAUCAGGGAUUAGAAAGAUUUACAUGUUAUGACCGGGGUAACUUAUACCCGGAGGAGGCCCACUGGGCGCGUUUAGUUAGGGGCUUAGCCCAAAAGUUAUCUUAUUUUUAUUAGCAUCGUGAUUAUAUAAACAGUUGUAAAGACUCUUUUGGAAAUCAAGCAAUAAGACAAUUCUAUUGCCCGGCUCCCUAAGGAGCCCUAACCCUAAACCCUAACCGCCUCCUACCAUCGUCGCCGCCUCCUCCCUCGCGCAUGAGGGCGCCCAGCCGCCGCCGGCCGUGUGUUCGCCCACAUCCAGCUCCCUUCUUCCCCUACAACCUCCGGCCUAGACCCGGUAGAACCCUAGUUCCUACCACUUUGGUAUCAGCUAGCUCGGUUGUGAUCAUGUCUUCGCCGCCGCCCAUCCCAUCCCUCCCGCUGCCCACUGCCACAACCGCCCCGCUGUCCACAACGACCAGCGCGCCUCCCUCGUCGGUGCCCGUCACCGCCGCCGCGCCGGUCGCCGCCGUCUUCUCUCCGGAGGAGGUCACCGGAGCAAUCCGCGAUCUCGCCACCACGGUCCAAGGCAUCCGCCUAUACCUGGCGGGCCCCUACGGGCCACCGCCGGCUGCGCCAACCGCCGCCGCCAUCGGGGCCCUUCUCCUGCCAUGGCAGCCGCCGCUCCCGGGGGCCUCCGCGGCGCUGGUCGGGCCGCUGCAGCUGCAGCCACCCCCAGCUAUGGCCGCCGUGGUCGUCCCCGGCCACCGCGGUUUCCGCCAUGUCCGGCGCCCCCAUGCAGCCGCAGCUGCAGCUGAAGGCGCCACCGCGGCCCAGCACCGGGUCGGCUACGACCGCGCCGGCGGGCGUUCCGAUCCAACAGGUUCGGUUCCCGCCCUCGCCGUCCCAACUUCCACCCUGGUUGGCCGGGCCGUCACCGCCGCCGGUCUAUACUAUGGUCGGGGAAUAGCCAGCGCCUCCCAUAUGCCGUACGGCGGGCCACCGUUUCACGAGGACCCCCUGUGCACACCGGGUCGGCGCCAUCUUCUUUGCUGCUCCGUACCGCCGAGCUGUACGCUCACGGCGGUCAUGCUCAGACACCGCCGCGUUUCGCCAAGCUCGACUUCGCCACCUACGACGGCACCGAGGACCCCCUCAACUGGCUCAACCAGUGUGAGCAAUUCUUCCGGGGGCAACGCACGCUGGCGUCGGACCGCACCUGGCUCGCCUCUUAUCACCUUCGGGGCGCCGCACAGACGUGGUAUUAUGCCCUCGAGCAGGACGAGGGCGGCAUGCCCCCAUGGGAGCGCUUUCGCGAGCUAUGCCUCCUUCGCUUCGGGCCGCUAAUACGCAGGAGCCGGCUGGCAGAACUCGGUCACCUCCCCUUCACCUCCACGGUGCAGGACUUCGCCGACCAUUUCCAGGCCGUGGCGUACCACGCGUCGGGCGUGACGGCUCAGUAGCGCGCCGAGCUCUUCGUCGAUGGUCUGCAGGAUCACAUCCGUGUGGACGUGGAGCUUCGGGGACCCCAGAAUCUCUAGACGGCCAUGUACUACGCUCGUGCCUUCAAGCGUCGUGCGCAGGCCUUGUAGCAGGCGGCACCGGCUCGGGGUGGCCGACAGCCCGCCAGGCCGCCCC
This is a messenger RNA of Triticum aestivum (bread wheat), 4254 nucleotides long. Its product is annotated as SH3 domain-containing protein C23A1.17. NCBI's taxonomy places the organism in Eukaryota, Viridiplantae, Streptophyta, Magnoliopsida, Poales, Poaceae. The coding region runs from base 2893 to 3963 and encodes 356 amino acids. The record is from RefSeq and is a predicted model, not a curated record. The transcript has 2 exons.